Daldinia loculata is the source of this 1826-nucleotide messenger RNA. RefSeq lists its product as uncharacterized. The transcript is spliced from 2 exons. Bases 609 to 1085 code for a protein of 158 amino acids. NCBI's taxonomy places the organism in Eukaryota, Fungi, Ascomycota, Sordariomycetes, Xylariales, Hypoxylaceae. The record is from RefSeq and is a predicted model, not a curated record.
GCUAUGGCUUGGAGUUUCAUCUAUACUAUAUGGGCGUUCUCGAACAUAUUUAUAUCUCAGUUCUGAUUACAUGACGACUCGAAACGGCGUUUAUGAAACCGCCACAUCUAAAUUCCGAGAUGUCGAUACCACGAGUUCUCAAAGUGCUUACAUCUCGCCAAAGUAAACUCGCGGUGAAGGCUUACCUCACCCAUCGCGAUGCAGUCAGCGUCGACAUGGUUUAUUCUGCCAAAUCCUCCGAAUCCUAAGCUGCGGGAGAUCGCGCUGACGAGCCAAUGAUCGGCAUGGCAAGACGUCCAAAUGCAAGCCACCGAAGUUAAAAUGUCUGAUAAGUCAUAAUAUCCAUUGUUGGUCUUCUUUACCUUGUUCCUUAGAAGAGUAAUCCCGGUUCCGAAAGACUAUCCGAAGCUGACGCGCAUGGGGUAACCCGUAUGUACUUGGUCUCAAAAAUUGCCGUUUUCUCCCACUCGUCCCACCUGCGCCGUCCCCCGGCAUCUUUCCGAAAAACGCUUAGACGAUACAGCUAUUAAUCUUCAUCGCCCAAUGUGAGCGAGGUGGGGCGGUGGUACUUGAAACCUCCUUGAUCGUUAGGGAUCUUUGUAUGUUGUAUGACGCUCUUGAAGGCCGAGAGCAUCUCCGGGAUUUGUGCCGGCAAUAGGCACUCCGGAGCUGCUAUUGGAAGCGCUAGUCUCUCUUGUGUGCAUAUACAUGUGAUCUCUCCAUUUGGGCCAGUUAUGUUUCGUUACAGUAUUCCAGGACGAAUCGAGGCUGUAGAUAUCAUCAUCUACCGGGAUCCAUGUUAUUUAUCUCCCUUCAGUAAUACGUCAGCCCGACCGGCCCCUUACACCGCCGGGGGCGAAGCUCUAACCCCACAUCCCCGGGACUCAAGCAUGCGAUCGAUCAACAGGGCCGUGUCGGGGUACGAGGUAUUUGAUUUCCAUAUGCGGGAGUCUCACAGAAGUAGACAAAUCCCUUCUCUGAAAUUUAAUGUAGUGUGUCUUGGCUCAGAAGGUCUGAGCGGCUCGUGCGAAAUUCGGUUAACCAGUCAUAUAUGUCAUCUUUUUGAUCGUAAAAAUCGAUCGUAAGCACCUUUCCUAUUAAGUUGAUGAACGACAGUGAGGGCGGCGAAAUGUCCUAGAUAACAGGGAGCUUGCUUACUGCCAGUCAAGUGACACAUUACUUUUGCAACAAGUUACAAAAAUUAAGUAACUUAGAUAGGUACUGAGAUGUGCUUCAUUGUAUAAGUCACUAUGUAUAGGUAUGAGACUCGAGCCCUUUCGAACAUUAAUCUCUCCGGAACUUGUUAGCACCCUUUGACAUCUUAGACGAAAAAGAGCUAGCGUAAAGAGCGAGUCAAGAAAGAGCCUAAAUUCAGUUAUCUGAGUAUAUACACUAUCGGAACUGACUCAUGCUUUAGCAGUUGUCUAACAGAAAAGUACCGUGUUAAGUGAUGGUUUGGGUUCUUACUAUCUAUGCUGACUUGACAUACCCGGUGGCACAGUAGUAAGGAUCUGAAAACUGAUCAAUAACUUGGGCUAACAUGUCCAGGGAUAAAACAGUAUGCUGAAAGCUGGUUAUUUUAAAGAGCUAUCCUUAGGGAAUGUUGAAGUCUGAAAGGAGUGUUUCCAAAAGGAGCAAUAAACUCUACAAGGAGUAUCGAACUCUGAAAGGAGUAUAGUAUCUGACAAGAGCAUUAAAGUCUGACAAGACUGUCUUAACCGUCGAUAGGAUUAUUAAAGUUUCGAAGGAUUAUUAAAGUUCGGAAGGAUGAAGACGUUAUGGAAGUUUUACUAGAAUGCCCCUUUUGAAAUCGGAGGGUUUCCUAU